AUGGCGAGUGCGGGGUCGCCGCGGCAGCAGCAGGGCGCAGAGGCGGGCGGUGGCUGGGAGGUCCCCGGGGCUCGGAGCGCGGCGGCUGGGAGGCUCCAGCAGCAGCCGCCGGUGCCAGCGGCCGGAGAUGAAGAGCCGGAGCAGGUGUCAGGCGGGGCCGCGUCCGCGCUGCUGGGGGAGACCGGGCUGGCGCUGGGCGGCUGCAUCGCGGCUGCUCUGAGCUGGGAGAGGCCGCUCCGCAGCCUGGGCGGGUUCGUCUGCGCCAACCUGCUGUUCUGGUUCCUUGCACUGACCCCUUGGAGAGUAUAUCAGCUGACUUCUCUCCUAAUACUUGGGGUUGUAAUUAUGCAGAUAAUGAAGGAUAUGGUAUUGUCUCGGAUAAAAGGUGCACAGCUAUGGAGGAGCCUCACUGACAGCUGGGAAGUCAUCAAUUCCAAACCUGACUACAGGCCCAAAAUAAACCAAUGUAUUGUAGAUGCAUUGGUGAAUUUAUUUCUAUUUCUUCAGGAAAUGUCACACUUCAAAGAGAAAAACCCUGGCAAGUUUUGCCUUCUGGUCUGCAGUGUGUGUACAUUUUUCACUAUCUUGGGUAGUUACAUUCCUGGAAUUGUACUCUCCUACUUUCUAUUACUGUGUGCCUUUUUAUGUCCGCUGUUCAAGUGCAAUGAAUUUGGGCAGAAGAUGUGCAACAAAAUCAAGUCAGUUCUGCUGAAACUGGAUUUUGGAAUUGGGGACUAUAUCAACCAAAAGAAGAGAGAGAGAUCUGAAACCGCAAAACCAAAAUCCAUGGAAGAUGACAGUGAAUUAGACAUAUCAGCCCUGUGUCCUAAGAUUAGUCCUACAGUUAUUGCUAAAGAGCUAUCGGUGUCUGACACAGAUGUAUCAGAGGUAUCUUGGACUGAUAAUGGGACCUUUAAUUUAUCUGAGGGAUACACUCCACAGACAGACACAUCUGAUGAUUUUGACCGACCUAGUGAUCAUGAAGAAGCUUUUGCCAGAGAUCUUGCAGAAUUUCCCUCUCUAGAAAAUGGCGCAGGAACAAAUGACGAUGAUGACUCGAGCAUUGGCAUUCCCACCCAUCAGAAGAGAAAAAAGGAACAGAUGCCUUCCAAGAUGGCUCAUUCUCCCAGACAGAGGAAAGAGAGGCAGUCUGCCACAGGCCUCUCCCUUCCUUUGACCAGUGACCAAACCUUUAACUUAGUGAGUGAUAUUGCUGGUGAUGUUAUUGCAGCUGCUGUGUCUGCCGCCAUCAAAGACCAGUUGCAGUCCACACAACGAGCACCCUCACAGGUAGUCCCCAGUUUGAGUGAGGAGACAGACACGGAAGAAGCUGAUGAUUUUGAACUGCUUGACCAAUCAGAGCUUGAGCAGAUUGAGAGUGAACUGGGGCUUACACAAGGCCAAGAAGAAAAGCCACAGGAAAAAAAGAAAUCUUCAGGCUUCCUUUCAAAUCUGCUUGGAGGUCAUUAA
Emys orbicularis (European pond turtle) is the source of this 1470-nucleotide messenger RNA. It is a transcript of the gene RETREG1, whose product is annotated as reticulophagy regulator 1. Gene Ontology annotation, cellular component: endoplasmic reticulum membrane. The transcript is spliced from 9 exons. The record is from RefSeq and is a predicted model, not a curated record. The coding region runs from base 1 to 1470 and encodes 489 amino acids. Lineage: Eukaryota; Metazoa; Chordata; Testudines; Emydidae. Gene Ontology annotation, biological process: negative regulation of neuron apoptotic process; reticulophagy.